AGUUGCGAGAAAAGAACGAACCCUUGUUUUCGCUUCUCGACCGGAAGAUCGGCUACUGGUUCGAUUCUCGUUGACCCUUUCUUCCGGCGACUGGUUGUUUAUCCGGCACCGAAUUCACAUCUUCAAUCUUUAGAAAAAAUAUGCAUGCCAAUGUGCCAACUUUUCAUUCGGAACCUAUCCUUGCUAGUUACUACAGAAAUGAAUCACAAUCAGCAAUCAAACGAUGUUAGGCAUGAUGAUGAAAACACACUCUCGGAAUUUCUUGCUUCCUUAACGGAUUACACCCCAACUAUUCCCGAUGAAUUGGUGGAACACUACUUAGCCAAGAGUGGAUUCCAAUGUCCAGAUGUUCGAAUAACCAGGCUAGUAGCUGUCGCUGCACAAAAGUUUGUGUCCGACGUUGCGACUGAUGCUCUUCAACACUGUAAGGCGAGACAGGCAGCUGUUGUCAGGGACAAAAAAGACAAACAGCAAAAGGAUAAGCGUCUAAUUAUGAACAUGGAGGACCUCUCUAAGGCUCUUCAAGAGUAUGGUGUAAAUGUUAAACAUCAGGAGUAUUUUGCUGAUAACCCUUCAGCUGGACUAGAAUCCUCUUCAAAAGACGAGUAAGUCCGCUUGCUGUUAUGGUUUUAGCAUUUUUAGAUAGAUAAAACUGAAUGCUUGUGUAAUUAAGGAACUACUGAUGUAUUUGAGCAUGCAUGGAUCAUGUCAAUACUCCUUUGAUGGAAAAAUGUAUCUGAACCUUGUUUAGUUAUUGUGCAAAAGUGUGUUAAAUACA
Molecule: messenger RNA, 778 nt
Organism: Helianthus annuus (common sunflower)
Lineage: Eukaryota; Viridiplantae; Streptophyta; Magnoliopsida; Asterales; Asteraceae
Product: transcription initiation factor TFIID subunit 10
Exons: 8
Coding region: 145-609 (154 amino acids)
Biological process (GO): transcription initiation at RNA polymerase II promoter
Cellular component (GO): SAGA complex; transcription factor TFIID complex; nucleus
Molecular function (GO): promoter-specific chromatin binding; RNA polymerase II general transcription initiation factor activity
Source: RefSeq, a predicted model, not a curated record